This is a messenger RNA of Sycon ciliatum, 1364 nucleotides long. Its product is annotated as trigger factor-like. Bases 309 to 767 code for a protein of 152 amino acids. The record is from RefSeq and is a predicted model, not a curated record. NCBI's taxonomy places the organism in Eukaryota, Metazoa, Porifera, Calcarea, Leucosolenida, Sycettidae. The transcript is spliced from 4 exons. Gene Ontology annotation, molecular function: box C/D methylation guide snoRNP complex binding. Gene Ontology annotation, biological process: box C/D snoRNP assembly.
GGUCUUGGACUACAACCCCGGUAAUCAUCCACGUGGUCCUUGCGAUAAAUCAUAAACGUGCACAUAGUUUGACUGGAUUUUUGAAGAAUGUGAUAAUGUUUCGUGCUAUUACUGUAUUAUUUUAGUCGAUUGUCUUUGGAUUUGAGUUGAUCUCCCUGGCGCAUGGCGCAUGGCAUUAUAUGUACACGUAGGUGAUAAUCAAUACAGUACGCGGCUAGAUUCUUUCUCUGUAUCUCUGGAAUUCCUGCUUGAGGAGUUGGUGAAAUUGUUCAUUGUUACCACCGUCCCUGGGCUGUAUCGACCUGAACAUGAGCUCCUCCCAAGACCUACUAAACGUUUCGGGCCAUACUCCGGGUGAACAAUGUGUCAUAAAGAGUUUGGAAAAGGACAGAGCAGGCCCAGUACGGAUGAAGCCGGAUUUGAAACCGUCCAAAGCGCUGAGUUCUGUAAAAGCAUUCUUGCCGCAGCUGGCCGCUGCGAACACGCAACUGAAGUCUGAAAUGGAGUCUAAGCCUGCUGAGCUGUUCGAUAUCGAGCAUGUUGAAGACGAAGCAGCCCCUGUUGUCGAGAUGAAUCUCUCCUUGUUUGAGCUCAACAAUAGCAGUGAUUCGGAUGCAGACAGCGACGACGCCGGUGACAGUGAAGAUGAAGAAUCGGCCUCUUCCGGCGACGAGAAGCAACUCAUCACGACAGUCGGUGAUGAUGAUGAUGAUGAUGAUGAUGAUGACGACGCAGGUGACGCAGAUGAUGCUAGUGGUACACAAUAGGCGCAUCAGCCACUGGCAGGUACCCCACAGUAAAAGCUGCCGUUGAGCUGCUGCAGACAUGCUGCUAGCUACUUGAUCGUAACUAACUUAGUCAUGUAUACUUGACCUGUUGAGUCUCCACUGUACUUCUUGGAAGUGUGUUACUGUUGAUUGUCCCCAGUGUUGCUCGCAACAUGCCAUGUCACUCGUCCAUACCAUACAUCCGUUACCAGGUGACCAAUGUAUAUUGAGUCAAAACCAUGAAAUACUUCAAGUAUGAAAUACCGCUAGGCCCGGUUAGUAUAUCCUCUUCCGCAGUUCCCGGCCAAUUGUUUUGCCUGCUAUCUCAUAAAAUACAUGGUGCUGUGGAAAGCGCUAGCGACUUUUCUCUUCUACUAGUUGCUAAGCGUGGAGAGCACGUUGAGCACGUUUUCUCACCAUUUCACCUGUGCUCUGACUGGUCUUCAGCUCGGGCUGUUUUGUUGCUUUGCUUGUCAUGUCUUGAUUGCCUAUCCUCCGCCUUCAGUUGUUUAGAUGAGCUGGUUUUCAUCUAAGCUAUGCGGCGGUGUACAGUUAUUGCAUCGAUGUCUCCAAAAAUUAAAACAAAAUUGAAAGUAA